This is a messenger RNA of Acanthochromis polyacanthus (spiny chromis), 3826 nucleotides long. RefSeq lists its product as uncharacterized. The record is from RefSeq and is a predicted model, not a curated record. The transcript has 3 exons. The coding region runs from base 1800 to 2705 and encodes 301 amino acids. NCBI's taxonomy places the organism in Eukaryota, Metazoa, Chordata, Actinopteri, Pomacentridae.
CCGAGACAUGGAAAACUGUUCUAUUGUUCACAAUAUGCAUGUCAUAUUAAUCUGUUUUCACUGUGAUACACAUAAAAGUAGAUGAGCACACAAACAUAUAAUAUUAACGCCUAACUCAUAUAUUCUUAUACUAGCUGGUAUAACUCAGUAGUAUUUUAUCUUUGAUUGUUUAAAAUAUAUUUUAAGGAUCAUGGAGGAGUAAACAGAUCGUUCUUUUUUAGCGUUUUAAUAUUUUUAAUCCUUAUUUGAUCCGGUUUCAUCUCUCCCCUCCCCAAAGUCAAAAGUGAGGAGGCACCCAGAUUCAAAGGAAGCCACGCUGAACCCGACGCUUCCACGCCUCCGUUUGGAAAAUCCUUUAAAAACAGACAUUUUGCUUACAUUCACUCUCUUCCUUCUAACUCGCUUCCAGAAACCACGUCCGAGCGAUUCUUUUGGGUUUUUUUGGCGCCUUCUUUCUUCUUUCUUCUAAGUCUACACCAGCACCAGAGCAGGCCUCUGAUAGCUGCGAUUUCUUAAUCAUUUUUCUUUUAAUCAAAGAAUAGAUAUCUUCGCUCACUACCUCAACAAACAGAGCUCAAUUUUGUUUACGGCGAUUCUUUUGUUUUUUUUAAAGAACUAAUUCGAUCCCCUUCCAGUUUUAUUCUUCCCGUUUUGCAGCGGCUCCUUUACCUAUCUGUUCUCCAGCCAAACCUGCCAGCAGAGACAGACCAAGAGCCUGCGUUUUUUUUAUCAAGCUAUUUUUUUUGUCAACCCUGAAGAAAGAGCCAUUCCGGCUCCACACCCUCGACUGAGACCGACCGAAGCUGGCCCGAACGAAGCCAACGGCGCCCCGACGGUUCGUGUGAACAGGACGCUUCAUGUUGCCUUAACGACCAAGCCAUGCUGCUCCGGUCUCUGCACAGACGCUUAACCAAGCGUCGUUCAAGAAAAGCGACCGCCUCCCAGUUCCAGAACCGCUCAGCAGCCAUUCUCCAACAAACUCACCUGUUCCUUCCAUACAGACAGCAGUAAUCCCCUCAUCACUACUGGCUCGGCCCAGAAACAGCGGUAGCAGCAGAAUGAUCAACCCACAGCAAUGACUGAACACCGGCCCAAAAAAAACACCGGCCCUCGCGGCCCAAACAUCAGACCGGCCCACCGGGAAUUUUCCCAGUCCUCCCGAUGAGCCACCCCGGGCCUGGUGGAGUGGUAAACAUUAAUAUUUAAUUUAGUCAGGUAAAUCUGUACUCUAUAUAAUGUUAUAGGGUCUUAAACCUUUUAUAUAGUGAGAUCAAUUCAUCUUUUAUUUGUAUUAUUGUAGAGUCUUAACCUGAAUCUUUAAAAUUGUUCACUAAACAUCAAAUAAUAAUUCAUUAUCACUAAUUUACGCACUUUUGUAUGAUAGAAUAGAUAAAAUAGAAAAGCAAGAAAUACACAAACUUCUUAAAAAAUCAUAAUUUAUGAUCAUUUAUACUCUAGUCUUGACUACAAUUGUUUCUAAUAUUGCAGGAUCCUUAAUCUCUAACAAAUAAAUUGACCAGGUAAAAUGAUAUUUUGUUAUUUUAAUAUUUUAAAUUGUUAUUUAUAUUUGUACAACAUAUAGCACUGUAGGAUCUUAAAAUUGAUACUGAAAUUGGUCAGAUACAUUUCUAUAAGAACUAAUAUUUUCAGCUCUUCACCUUAAGGCAGGUACCUUUGUAUCAUAUAUUAUAUUCUAGUGUAUUUAACUUAUUGUAAUUAGUCAGGUCAAUAUAAAUAUGAAAUAAUAUUAUGCAGGCUUAAUAUUUAUUUCAGUCAAAUAAAGUUAUAAUAGUAUAAUAAUGUCAGGGCCUCCUCCUCCCCCGUCCCUCCUGACUUCCAAAUCCCUUUUUCCUAUCCCCCUCCUUCUCUCUUUCUCAUCCUCUCUCGUCCCCCCUCCCUCUCCCUCUCACGGCUGGCUCCACUCUGACAGUCAACCUCCCCACAGAGUCUGGGCAGCUGUGGAUCGGUCCGGUGAUUACACCCCCCGCUAUAAAGAGACCGGUUCCGCCACCAACCGGCACUGGAUUGUAAACUCGACUAUUCCAGUGAUCCAGCUGCCCGGACCCCUCUCUCUUCCAAUCUCCCCUCUCGUGUGCCCUCUUGGACUCCCUCCAGGCUGCCUUCCUAGACCCACGGGCCUUCCUGGACCUCUGGACCUUCCUGUCGGACCCUCGGACCUUCGGACCUGUUGCCUGCCUUCCCAGACCUCCCGGACCUCUCGGCCCCUCGGACCUUUGGACCUGCAGCCUGCCGUCCCGGACCUCCCGGGCCCUCAGACCUUUGGAUCUGCAGCCUGCCGUCCCGGACCUCCCGGGCCCUCAGACCUUUGGAUCUGCCGCCUGCCGUCCCGGACCUCCCGGGCCCUCGGCCCUUCGGACCAGCCUGCCGCCUUUCCGGACCCUCGGACCUUCGGACCAGCCUGCCGCCUUUCCGGACCCUCGGACCUUCGGACCAGCCUGCCGCCUUCCCGGACCCUCGGACCUUCAGACCAGCCUGCCGCCCUCCCGGGCCCCCGGACCGCUGGACCAUCCCGCUGUCUUCCCGGACCCUUGGACACUCGGACCCCCGGACCUCCGGACCCGCUACGUCUACCUGCCAUCUCGGCACCCCGGAACCUCCGUGCCUGGCCAUCCGCCGGGAACACCCCUGCUGGUGGAUUCCGACUGCCACGGAUGCUGACCGUGGGGGCUCCGGCCUCGACGUAAUCCACGGAUUAGCCUUUGUCUCCCCUAACCACGAAUCCUCCCCUCUCCAAGAAAAAUUAAGUCUGUUGAGAAAUUGUAUUGUCGUAGUGGUGUGCUCUCUGCUUGGGUUCUCCUGCCUGAUCCGUGACGAAUAAAUAUAAAGAACAUUGCAAGGAUUUCAUUUUCAUCUUGAAACUUCUUAGGUUUCCAGUCAUUUCUUUCCUAGAAAGCACUUUUACUCGAGCUUUGUUGCUUUGAAUGUGUUAUUUACAUUCCAGUGAUUUGUUUUGAGAACCACUUCAAAGGCACCCAGCGGGCAUCUGAUGUCAAUGCAACAUCAAGUUGAUGUCAUUCAUUGAAUAAUGACAUCAACUUGGCGUUGCAUUGCCAUCAGAUGCCCGCUGGGCAGAAUGUAAACAUUGAUUUCCAGAGAUUUUGCUGAAAAGUGCUGGAGCUGCGUCACAGUACUAGAAAGCCGUUGUGUGUAGACCACAGUAAAUGAGGUCAAAGGGAGAAGUUCACUUUCAAAGCUGUGUUUUUAUUUAUUAUUUUUUUUACACAUUCCUGAUCUACAGCCUCAUCCAGUAACCAUGACAACCACCUGGACAUUCAACCAGUCUAGGAGACAGUUUGUCUAAAAGGUUCUGAUUGAUGAGGAGAGAUUCUCUGAGCUUCUCUGUUGUUUCACUGGAAAUAGUUCAAAGUUGAUCCAAUCAGAGAGAGGAACCUUUUAGUCACAUUAAGAUGGGGAUUUGUUUUUGGACUUUCAAUGGAUUUUUUUUACAUUGUUCCAUGUUGAGUAGAAUAUAGCAGAGGAAUAAUAAACAGCUGAUAUAAUGUCUGUUUGUAAUGAAGAAAGAGUCAGGAUUUUUAGCCACAGCCCUUUAUUCUUCUCCAUCACACACAAGAUGAAGGAAGUUCUCAUUUCAUCACUAGAACAGGACUUAAACACUCAAAUCAGGAUCAAGUGUGGCUGCACAAAAACAUGAUUUUCACUGGACAAUAAUGUGUGAAAGUCUGUCAGCAGUUUGUAGAUUCACUGCUUCCUCUCUCAUUUCACACUUUGUGCAGCUCAAAUGCUUUUAGUUCAAGUGAGCGUCAGAGGAACACCACAUCCUGAUUUUCACUCUCAACAUUUGACU